Molecule: messenger RNA, 1689 nt
Organism: Aedes aegypti (yellow fever mosquito)
Lineage: Eukaryota; Metazoa; Arthropoda; Insecta; Diptera; Culicidae
Product: ribosomal L1 domain-containing protein CG13096
Exons: 3
Coding region: 132-1568 (478 amino acids)
Source: RefSeq, a predicted model, not a curated record
UGAAUCGGUCACUCAUCGCGAGCAUGUUGUUUUGAUUUGCGAAUCGCCUUCCAGUAAACACGUGCAUUGAAAUUCCCUGUUAAAGUUCUGCUUAUUUUUCGUCUAAAUAGUGCUAAAACCGCGACAAAACCAUGAAAAUCAAAGCAUCGAAGAAGGUGCAACCCACGGAAGCUAAAUUGCACCAGCUGAAGAAAUCCAAAAGUGACAUCGUGAAACCGAAGGAGAAGAAAUCCGCCGGUUUGAUGGCAGCUGCCGUGACUCCCCACACGUUUGCCGAAAAGAAGGUGCUGGCGGUCAAAAAGAAAAAUAAAAAAGACAAACUAGCAGAAUUGGGCAAGACCAAAUCGCAGAUCUCGACCGGUCAGGUUCCACCGAAGAAACAUGAAUCGAAGCCGGAAAAGGGGUUGGGUAAACAGCAAAAAGCUCCAAAGGCAGAUGCUUCUAAAAAGAAUAAGGGCACCAAAGUGGCAAAAUCCGAACCAAAACCAGAAGCACAGAAGGAAAACGAUGCCACUGAAACACUGGUCAGCAGGAAGGCCAUCAAAACUGCACUGAAGGCGUGCAAGAAAGCAUUGGACGAAGGCUUUGACCAGAAGAAGAAUCUGUUCGGAGAAGAUUUGAAAUACGGUCUGCAGAUUGCCUGUGUCAAAAUUCCGGAUGUGCCAAGCAGAAACUGCAGGGUACAACUUCCCAAUGCCAUUUACAAGAAAGGUGAUGAUAUCUGCCUGAUUGUGAAGGAUUUGGAACGUGGCCGGAAACAAGAACACGAAGAGACCCUUAGCUUUUGGAACGAUAAACUGCGUGAACUGGACAUUGACUUCAUUACACAGGUGAUUCCAUUCCGGCAGCUCAAACAGGAUUAUCGUGAAUACGAAAUGAAGUUGAAGCUGGUCCAUCGGUUUGACCGAUUCCUGGUGGAUGCCCGGAUAAAUGGCCAUGUGUACAAUUUCCUCGGAAACAAUUUCAUCAGGCGGUGCAAAAAUCCGACCCCUGUUAUUUUGGACAAGGACGAAAAGAUCGUCAAAAGCCUCAACAAGACCCUGGGUAGAGUCACGUACAAACAAACCAACACGGGAAGGAUAACCGAAAUUCAGUUUGCCACCCACAAAAUGCCCCUGGAGAAGGCAGUUGAGAAUGCUGAGUCUCUUCUACAGACCAUGAAAACACAAUACCCAGGAGGAUGGCGAAACAUCCGGACCGUCUAUCUGAAACCGAUGACGGACAUCCAGCUUACGUUCCCACUGUAUGUGAGCAAGGAAGAUCCCAACUUGGUUCCGGUGCCGAAGAUUACCGGCCCGAGAGAGCGCUUCGAGAAGAGUAUGAACGAAAAAUUGCAGGAAGCCACAAUGAACAAGUACAAGUUCCAAGAAGGCAAUUUGGUUCGUGUUGAUUUUGAAAAACGCAAGACGAAGAAGGAUAAACGAACGGUGGUGCAGGAGCAAAGCGAAGAGCAAGCAGAAACGAAGGAGGAAGAUGAACUGGAAGCAGACAGUGGCGAGGAGAUGGAGCUGGAUCAGGCUAGCGAUACUGAAGAGAGUGAUCUUGGCGAUAGCGAUGAUGAAAAUUGAACUACCUGUAGAAAGAGGUAAGUAUGACCCGGAUGAGUUAUCUCUGUUUUCACGUUUAUGCGGAAUUGGAGAGAUUUAUAUCUUAAUAUUUUUUUUUCGAAAAUAUAGAUUUAAGAGAAAU